Messenger RNA from Rotaria sordida, 543 nucleotides. NCBI's taxonomy places the organism in Eukaryota, Metazoa, Rotifera, Eurotatoria, Philodinida, Philodinidae. The record is from the annotation of a GenBank genome assembly.
AUGGCUACUUUAUUACAAUUUGGUAAAUCACUAUUUUCUGCUCGUCAAACACAUAUUAAUGAUCCAGCAAGUCGACCUUCAUUUUAUGAGCGUCAAUUUACUGAUAUCAAAGGUCAACCAUUAGAUAUGAAUGAAUUACGUAGCAAAGUUAUUUUACUUGUUAAUACAGCUAGUGAAUGUGGAUAUACACCUCAAUUACAUACAUUACAAGAAUUACAUGAUAAAUAUAAAGAUAGAGGCUUUACUGUAUUGGGUGUACCCUGUAAUAAUUUUGGUAAACAAGAACCAGGUGAUGAACCACAAGUAUGUUCAUUAUAUUCAAGUAAAUUUAAAACGACAUUUCCUUUAACAACCAAACAAGAUAAAGAUAAACCAAGUGAAGUAUUUCAAUGGAUUAUUGAUGCUGGUGGAAAUGAUGUAUUACCUAAAUGGAAUUUUCAUAAAUAUCUUAUUGAUCGACAAGGUCAUCUUGUUGCUGCUUGGAAUAGUCGAGUUAAACCAUUGGAUGAAGAAAUUACAAAAGCAAUUGAAUCGGUUCUCUAA